Molecule: messenger RNA, 969 nt
Organism: Porites evermanni
Lineage: Eukaryota; Metazoa; Cnidaria; Anthozoa; Scleractinia; Poritidae
Source: the annotation of a GenBank genome assembly
AUGGCCGGUUGGAAGGCAAAUUGCAUCAACUUAUUUGUUCUCGCAGUUAUCUUUGUUUCAGGAGAAAAAGUGGCUAAGCAUAACAGCUGCAAGAAGGUCUUGGGGCAAGAAGCAAGUUCUCUUACUGUUGCGCAAAUAAGCAAUGUCUCGUCGAAGGUACGUUUCGAAAUCUGCGCCGAUGAGGGCGGCGUAAUAUACUAUUGUCCAGGUGAUGAAAUAUGUUGCACACCAGGGGAUCCAUUAAGUAAAUGUUGCCCAGCAGAAAAACCGCUUUGCUUACCCGUGGAAAACCCAGAAAGAUGCUGCCCAGUAGGAUAUCCAAUACUUUGUGGGUUAUACUGUUGCGAGGAAGGCAGCUUCUGCUGCAACGAGAAAACCUGCUGUGAAAAUGAAGGCGCUUGCUGCGGGGCCCAGUGUUGUGAGGAUGGUGAAUUUUGCUGCAGUGGCGUAAGCUGUUGUGAUAGUGGAGACAGCUGUUGUGGGGUUAAGUGUUGCGAUGUUGGCGAAUUUUGCUGCAAUGGCAUAAACUGUUGUGAUAGUGUAGAUGCCUGUUGUGGGGCUCAGUGCUGCCCAGAAGAUGCCCCUUGCUGUAAGCAGGAUGAAUCCUCAGCAUGCUGCGACAAAGUUACCAUGGGCUGUUGUGACGGAUACGGGUGUGUUACUCCAUGCCCAUCCCAGUUUGAUGCCAUAGGAUGCCAACUGUCAAGCCUGUCCCUUGAUGAUAAACUGUUGGAAGCACCAUACGGAUUGCCAACGAACGUUUAUCGACUACUGCGCCCUAACGAGAAUCCUGAUGGAAUUGUUGCAAAAAAUCCGGGUGCCCAGAAAAGUGUUCUGUCUCAUGUUAACUGCGGAAGUCGCCCGAAAUACGCUUCGCAGUUUAUAUCAACAUCAGCAUCCUUAGACGUGGCAAAGGACUACAAAAAAAAAAGGCGAGGAAAAAGGUAUAACCGGAUUGAGAAUUUGUGA